AGAGAGAGAGAGAGAGAAGAAGAAGAGAGCUUAACCAUCGAACGGAGGAGGAAGAUUCUUCCUCCAAUUACACAUCUCUAUUUUUACGGAAUAAUUCGUAAUUUUAGUGUAAACAAACCCAAAAAAAAAAACGAAACUCAACACUGCAAAAAAAAAAAAAAAGGAGAGCUCUCCGUUGAAGUUUUCUAUCUUUCGUGAAAAUUAGUGAAGACGAUUAGAGGGUAAUGAAAUCGAAACAGUGUUCAAUUCGAUUUUAAUUCGAAAGGGAUGCAGCACAAUCCAUUCACCACAAUGCGAAGUCUGAAUCUUGCAGAAGGAUGUAAAGGCACCCAAGUCUACGCCGCACCUCCUCAACAACAACAACCUAACGGAGGAGGAGGUGGUGGGAGCGACAAGUUCCUCCAACACCUCCAAGACCAUCUCCGCGUCAACUCAAUCCGAUCCAAAUCAAGCCGCACUUACCCUCAAUCAAACGUCGUCGUUUCGCCCGAUUCCCUCCUCCCUUUCGGCCUCCCUCUAACAGAUCUCCUCGAGCCUCACAUCGAUCCCUCCUUGAAAUUCCCCGAUUUAGUCGACAGGAUGGCCGAAAUCUACCGCCGCAUCGAUAACUCCGAUCAAUCGGAGAGAUCCGGAGCUUACCUAGAGCAAUGCGCCGUCUUCCGCGGCUUAUCGGAUCCGAAACUCUUCCGGCGAAGUCUCCGGUGCUCUCGGCAGCACGCCGUCGACGUUCACUCGAAGGUCGUGUUGUCCUCGUGGCUUAGAUUCGAGAGGAGGGAGGAUGAGCUCAUCGGAACAACCUCUAUGGAUUGCUGCGGGAGAAUCUUGGAAUGUCCAAAGGCCACUCUUGUUUCCGGGUAUGACCCGGAAACAAUCUACGAUCCGUGCCUAUGUUCCGGAGGAGGAGUUUCUGUUAGCGAUGUUCAAGAAUGCUCGACCUCAUCCGAGGAGGAGGCGUUGGAUUACGAUAUGGCAUUUUGUAUCGGCGACGAGGAAGUCCGUUGCGUGCGUUACAAGAUUGCUUCUUUGUCGAGACCUUUCAAGGCCAUGUUAUACGGAGGGUUUAAUGAAAUGAAACGUGGCACGAUCAACUUCACGCAUAACGGUAUCUCCGUGGAAGGGAUGAGAGCUGCUGAGAUUUUCAGCAGGACUAGUCAGUUAGAUGACUUCCCUCCUCAUGUAGUCUUGGAGCUGCUGAAGCUAGCGAAUAGGUUCUGUUGCGAUGAGUUGAAAGCUCGUUGCGACGAGCAUUUGGCGCGUCUUGUUGGGAGUUUGGAUGAGGCGAUGUUGUUGAUUGAGUAUGGUUUGGAAGAAGCUGCGUAUCUUCUUGUGGCGGCUUGUCUUCAGGUUUUUCUUAGAGAGUUGCCGAGUUCUAUGCAUAAUCCGAAUGUUAUAAAGAUCUUUUGUAGCGUUGAGGGGAGGGAGAGGUUGGCGUCUCUUGGACAUGCUUCUUUUAAGUUGUAUUUCUUCUUGAGUCAGAUUGCGAUGGAAGAUGAUAUGAAGUCUAAUACGACUGUGAUGAUUUUGGAACGUUUGGUUGAGUGUGCGGUGGAGAAUUGGGAGAAACAGCUCGCGUGUCAUCAGUUAGGGGUUGUGAUGUUGGAGAGGAAAGAGUAUAAAGAUGCUCAGAGAUGGUUUAAUAUAGCUGUUGAGGCUGGUCAUGUUUACUCGCUUGUGGGAGUUGCUAGGUCUAAGUUCAAGCGUGAUCAUAGAUACUCGGCGUAUAAGAUUAUCAACUCGCUCAUGUCUGAUAACGUAGCUACUGGGUGGAUGCAUCAGGAGAGGUCCUUGUAUUGCAGUGGGAAAGAGAAGCUGCUUGAUUUGGAUACGGCUACCGAGUUAGACCCGACUUUGACAUUCCCUUACAAGUUCAGGGCAGUUGCGUUGGUGGAGGAGAAUCAGUUUGGUGCUGCCAUUGCGGAGCUGAACAAGAUUCUUGGAUUCAAGGCCUCUCCUGACUGUCUGGAGAUGAGGGCUUGGAUAUCUAUAGGUAAGGAGGAUUACGAGGGGGCUUUGAAAGAUAUUCGAGCGCUUUUGACAUUGGAGCCGAACUUUAUGAUGUUUAACGGGAAAAUCCAUGCUGAUCAUAUGGUGGAGCUGCUCCGUCCGCUGGCUCAGCAGCGUAGCCAAGCUGAUUGCUGGAUGCAGCUGUUUGAUCAUUGGUCUACUGUGGAUGAUAUUGGUUCUCUAGCAGUUGUUCAUGAUAUGCUUGCAAAUGAUCCAGGGAAUAGUCUUUUACGUUUCAGACAGUCUCUUCUUUUGCUACGGCUGAAUUGUCAAAAGGCAGCAAUGCGUUGCCUAAGGUUGGCUCGAAACCAUUCGAAGUUGAAGCAUGAGAGACUUGUGUAUGAAGGAUGGAUAUUGUAUGAUACAGGCCACCGCGAGGAAGCUCUGGCCAAGGCUGAGGAGUCUAUUUCCACGCAAAGAUCAUUCGAAGCGUUUUUCCUCAAAGCUUAUGCUCUUGCAGACUCAACGCUCGACCCAAAGUCCGCAGAAUACGUUAUCCAGCUCCUUGAAGAAGCACUUCGGUGCCCCUCAGAUGCUCUCCGCAAGGGACAAGCUUUGAACAAUCUAGGGAGCGUAUAUGUGGAUUGUGAGAAGCUGGAUCUUGCUGGUGACUGCUAUACGAACGCGCUCAACAUCAAGCACACACGAGCACACCAAGGUCUUGCCCGUGUUUUUCAUCUGAAAAAUCAACGUAAAGCUGCUUAUGAUGAGAUGACAAAGCUAAUAGAGAAGGCUCAGAACAAUGCGUCAGCAUAUGAGAAGCGCUCUGAGUAUUGUGACCGUGAGAUGGCACAGAGCGACCUUAGCCUAGCAACACAACUAGACCCACUCCGAACCUAUCCUUACAGAUACAGAGCUGCAGUUCUUAUGGAUGACCACAAAGAAAAUGAAGCCAUAGAGGAGCUUUCGAGGGCGAUAUCUUUUAAACCAGAUCUGCAGCUGUUACAUCUACGUGCAGCGUUCUAUGAUUCCAUGGGAGAAGGAGCAUCUGCCGUAAAAGAUUGUGAAGCAGCAUUGUGUAUGGAUCCAGGUCAUGCAGAUACACUAGAGCUCUACAACAAAGCUCGUGAAUCAAAUGCUGCCGACCAAAAGUAGAACAAAACCAUCAUUUUGUUUGGUCUCUCUCCUUCUGGUAUGCUUCUACACUGUUCCAUUUCCUUCUGCAAACAGUAACUGAGCAAUCAACAAUGGUUUGGUUUGGUUUAGUUUGGUUUGAGUGAACAGAUAACAAAAAAAAAGCAAAGCAUAGCCAUGUAAAUAGAAACUUCUAUACUAUUUUUUUCUUUUAAGUUUUGGUUAUUGGAGGGUCAUGAUACUAUAGUAGUGCAGAGAGUGUUUCUUGCUGCUACAUAAUAUGUUUCUGGCCAAAGAGGGAACCAUGAAGAAGAACUUACCUCUGGUGAAAUUGGACUUCUUCUGUCCUGUUUCUGAGAUGUGUUAUUGCUUCUUUCUUUGAUUUUUGUUUCAUUUUUACUGGAAUUAUGUAAUUGUAUCUGUAACUUCCUCAACUUUUUUUCUUUUACAUAUUUCUUGUAUUGAUUCUCAAAGCCUCCAGGAUGUGUUUUUUAUCCUCUUGACACAAGAAAACAAAGAGACUAUUCAUUCAAUAUACAUUUGAC
This is a messenger RNA of Eruca vesicaria subsp. sativa (arugula), 3623 nucleotides long. Lineage: Eukaryota; Viridiplantae; Streptophyta; Magnoliopsida; Brassicales; Brassicaceae. The record is from the annotation of a GenBank genome assembly.